CGUACCAUAGACUACAAGUAACCAAAGAUUUACAAUAAUGGACCCACAAAUCAGCGAAAAGGCCGACAUAGACUCUUACCUGUUUGUCGGGCUAAAGCCCUUUAUGUGUGUCAUAUACACAGAAACGUCCUUCACGUCAACAAAGGGCAAUACGCGCCCAGCCGAGAGAACACUUACGGAAAAGGGCGAGUUCAACCGAAUGCGACAAACCACACGAACACACAGCCACCGGAAAGCCUACCAACACUGUGUGCGUGUCUACAGUCAGACAACAAAGGCCGAUAAGCGCCCAGCGGACAGAACAGUUACGGAAAAGGGCGAGUUCAGCCGAUUGCCACUAACCACGCGCGAACACACAGACACCGGAAAGAUGGCGACCGCCGGUCUAGAGAAGAAAGUAAAGGAUAAUUUCCUUACGUGCUCCAUCUGCUUCGAGAUGUACACAGACCCGUGCACACUGAGGUGUGAUCACACAUUCUGCAGGAAAUGUGUCACCUCAUACAUCCAAACCAGACCUGAUGCUGUACAGUCCAAGACCAUCCCCUGUCCCAACUGUCGACAAGACACCAAGGUCCCCAACCCCAGCAGUCCGGUGGAGGAGUGGGCGGGGCAGAUCAAACCCAGCAUCACUAUACAGGGGCUGAUUGACACCUAUAGAUCUGAGGUGGCUGUGCCAGGAACUUCAAGCACCUGUUGUACGAUCUGUCAGCAACUAGGGGAGACAACUCCAGGGGUCUUGUGGUGUCCUGAGUGUGAAGUGGUCCUCUGCGACAAAUGUGUGAAGACACACCGGGUGACCCCUAUUUCACUGAACCAUGACCUGUGUGACCUGUCGUGUAGGUCAAAGGUGAAACGGAGGAUCAAGUGUACGGAACACAAGAGUAACCGUGUUGAGUUCCACUGUCAAGACUGUGGGAAGGCUGCCUGUCAGACAUGUUGUAUCAUCUACCACAGAGCUUGUAAGGCUGUCGUCACCAUUGAGUCUAUGAAGCCAAGGAUGAAGGCAGCACUGAUGGAGAAGAAACUUGGCAUGGAGAAGAGACUGAAAGUGAGGUCGAAGAAAGUAGACAUACGAAACGAGAAGCUCCUAAGUAGUUCUAGAAUCACGAAGUCAGCUGUUCAAAAUAUAAGAUUGAUCUGCCAGACAGCCAUUAACAAGAUUAAACAGAAAGAAACACAACUCUUGGAAGAACUGAAUAACAUAUUACGGACAUACGCCGACCAACUCCGAGCUGAUGUGAAACUGGAAGAGAUCGAGAUGCAGAUGUACAGACAACAUUGUGAGUUUAUUUACCAGGCCUUGGUAUCGGACUGUGAGAUGGACCUAUAUGACGCGUAUCAGGUCUGGGAGUCUGGAGCUGUAGAGAUGGAGGAUGUCAGAGGUACAGAGGCAGCAGACACCCGGAGAAUAGAUGACGUCAUCUUUACACCAGACACUGACAAUGUCCUUAAGGCCCUAGAUAACCUACAGUUGGGGAAGAUUGACGUCACAUACAGGGAUCAGGAGCGAUGUGUGCCAUCUCUAGUGCUGGUUGACACGAUGGAUAGGAGGAUGGCGGAUGAUGAUAAGAUGGCGACCGCCGGGCUGGAGAAAAAAGUAAAAGAUAAUUUCCUGACUUGCUCCAUCUGCUUCGAGAUGUACACAGACCCAUGUACACUGAGGUGUGAUCACACAUUCUGCAGGAAAUGUGUCACCUCAUACAUCCAAACCAGACCUGAUGCUGUACAGUCCAAGACCAUCCCCUGUCCCUGCUGUCGACAAGACACCAAGGUCCCCCACCCCAGCAGGCCGGUGGAGGAGUGGGCGGGGCAGAUCAAAGCCAGCAUUGUGAUACAGGGGCUGAUUGACACCUAUAGGUCCGAAGUAGCUGUGCAAGAGACCUCGAGCACCUGUUGUACGAUCUGUCAGCAACUAGGGGAGACAACUCUAGGGGUCUUGUGGUGUCCUGAGUGUGAAGUGGCCCUCUGUGACAAAUGUGUGAAGACACACCGGGUGACACCCAAUUCACUAAACCAUGACCUGUGUGAUCUGUGGUCUAGGUCAAAUGUCAAACGGAGGAUCAAGUGCACGGAACACAAGAGUAACCUUGUUCAGUUCCACUGUCAAGACUGUGGGAAGGCUGCCUGUCAGACAUGUUGUAUCAUCUACCAUAGAGCUUGUAAGACUGUCGUCACCAUUGAGUCUAUGAAGCCAGGGAUGAAGGCAGCACUGAUGGAGAAGAGACUUGGCAUGGAGAAGAGACUGAAAGUGAGGUCGAAGAAAGUAGACAUAAAACAGGAGAAACUCCAAAGUAAUUCUAGAAUCACAGAGUCAGCUGUUCAAAAUAUUAGAUUGAUCUGCCAGACAGCUAUUAACAAGAUUAAACAGAAAGAAACACAACUCUUGGAUGAACUGAAUAACACAUCACAGACAUACGCCGACCAACUCCAAGCUGAUGUGAAGCUGGAAGAGAUCGAGAUGCAGAUGUACAGACAACAUUGUGAGUUUAUUGACCAGGCCUUGGUAUCGGACUGUGAGAUUGACCUGUAUGACGCGUAUCAGGCCUGGGAGUCUGGAGCUGUAGAGAUGGAGGAUGUCAGAGGUACAGAGGCAGCAGACAUCCGGAGAAUAGAUGACGUCAUCUUUACACCAGACACUGACAACGUCCUGAAGGUCCUCGAUAACCUGCAGUUGGGGAAGAUUGACGUCCCAUACCAGGAUCAGGAGCAAUAUCUGCCAUCUCCAGUGCUGGGUGACACGAUAGAUGGGAGGAUGGAGGGUGAUGAGAAGGACCCUUUUCUAUUUGAUGUGACAGUCCUGGUUGUAGAUGGUGUACAGACAUGUGUUGUUACGGACGAUAAUAACAAGUGCGUGAAAUCUUUCUUCACAAGAAAUAAUCAUUCAUGCCAUAGUAAACUUCCCCUUGGCAACGCCCCACGUGGGAUAACACAGUUGAAUGAGAAGCAAGUGAUGGUUGCUGUCCCAUACUCCCAUCAGAUUGUAAUAAUAGAAGUGACCCCUGACCUGGUGCUGCUCUCUACCACCAAAACACCUGCUGGAUACUUCAGUCUGGCUGUUCUGAAUCCUUCAUCUCUAGCAGCAGGUACUUGGGAAUGUGUUGAUAUCCUGGACAUGGCUGGACACGUGUUGAGGUCAGUCACUACAUACAAUGAUGACUCGCUGUUUUCCUGUCCCUUCAACAUGUGUGUCAACAACAAGGGCAACCUACUUGUGUCUGACUGUAUGAAUACUUCUGUGACAUGUCUGACGUCAGGGGGGGAUGUUUUAUGGAGAUACGCCCCCACCGGAGACAAGGCACUCAGCUACCCUUGUGGUAUCACAACUACCAGCACAGGAGACAUCCUGGUUGUAGACUGGGACGCAGACAAGGUGAUACAGCUGACAGAGUCGGGAGAGUUUGUCAGGGAGCUGCUCACGUUAGAAGAUGGCGAUCAGGCAGGCAUGUGCGAUAUAUUCUGUGAUAAAUACGGUUUCUUAUUUCUAUGCACAGACACGGAAGUAAAGGGUGCGCGUUUGUCUGACAUAAAAAUCAAAAGAAUGAAAGUCAGUGCAGAGCUGCGGUUUAUGACAUUCUGUGCAUGGUGUUAG
Molecule: messenger RNA, 3589 nt
Organism: Haliotis rubra (blacklip abalone)
Lineage: Eukaryota; Metazoa; Mollusca; Gastropoda; Lepetellida; Haliotidae
Exons: 7
Coding region: 38-3589 (1183 amino acids)
Biological process (GO): positive regulation of DNA-templated transcription
Cellular component (GO): chromatin; nucleoplasm
Molecular function (GO): zinc ion binding; ubiquitin-protein transferase activity
Source: RefSeq, a predicted model, not a curated record